GGGAAUAGUCGUAGCGGUCUCGGCGGUCUCCAGCGCGGCGCGUCCCGGGGCGAACCCGUGGCCUUUCGAGUGCGCGGCCAGGGUGCGCGAGAGCGAGCGAGCGAGGUGCGGGUCGUGGCUUCGAAUGAGACAGGCCGGCCGGUGGACCGUGCCGCGUGGAUCCGCCGGUGAGGCGACGCGGUCGGUGCGGCCUCCGGCCCCGGAGGGCCGCGCCGCGUCCUAGGGAGCGCAGAGCGACCGGGGCGACAGGACCGCAUCCUCGCCAGGGUGGUUCGAGGGGGGUCGGUCGGCGCGGACGCCCUGGCGACUGCCGGGGUGGUUUACCCGCCCGCGACGGCGACGCUCUUCCCGGGCCGGGUGCCUCCACACCCACCCCCCGAGUUCACCACGUUGGAGCUGGGGUUCCCGCCGCGCGGCACCGCCGCCUCCAUGGCGCUGGUGGCGCCGCCGCCCUCCUGGGCCUCGAGGGACCUCGCGGCGGCGGCGGCCGCCAGCGGGCCCCUCCAGGUCGGGCCCCCGCCCAUGCCGCCCGCCACCCACCUGACGCCCUCCGCCACCCCCGAGGACAUCACCUGCCUCGUGCCCUCCGGCGCCGUCCUCAACCCCCGCGACCCCCGCGACCCCCUGCCGCCCAGCACCACCCCCGGCAGCCAGGCCAACAGCUCGCAGUCCGGCAGCUCCCAGACCGACAAGUCGCCCAACAUCGAGUGCGUCGUCUGCGGGGACAAGAGCAGCGGGAAGCACUACGGCCAGUUCACCUGCGAAGGGUGCAAGAGCUUCUUCAAGAGGAGCGUCCGGAGGAACCUGACGUACUCGUGUCGAGGAAACCGAAACUGUCCCAUCGACCAACACCAUAGGAACCAAUGCCAGUUCUGCCGCCUGAAGAAGUGCCUGAAGAUGGGCAUGCGCCGGGAAGGUAUGCAUUCGGUCCAGAGGGGGCGAGUGCCACCCUCGCAGCCGGCGUUGCCAGGUCUCCAGGGUCAGUUCGCCCUGACGAACGGCGACGCCGUGGCCUGCGCCAGCCUCAACGGCCACUCGUACCUCUCGUCCUACAUCAGCCUCCUCCUCAGGGCGGAGCCCUACCCUACCUCGCGGUACGGUCAGUGCAUGCAGCCCAACAACAUCAUGGGCAUCGAUAACAUCUGCGAGCUGGCCGCCAGGCUCCUCUUCUCGGCCGUCGAGUGGGCUCGCAACAUCCCCUUCUUCCCGGACCUCCAGGUGACGGAUCAGGUGGCGCUCCUCAGGCUAGUCUGGAGCGAACUAUUCGUCCUUAAUGCCAGCCAGUGCUCGAUGCCGCUCCACGUGGCGCCCCUUCUGGCCGCUGCCGGUCUACACGCCUCGCCCAUGGCUGCCGACCGCGUGGUCGCCUUCAUGGACCACAUCCGCAUCUUCCAGGAGCAGGUCGAGAAGCUCAAGGCUCUACACGUGGACUCGGCCGAGUACUCCUGCCUCAAGGCCAUCGUCCUCUUCACCACCGACGCCUGCGGGCUCUCGGACGUGGCGCACAUCGAGUCCCUCCAGGAGAAGUCUCAGUGCGCGCUGGAGGAGUACUGCCGCACCCAGUACCCGACGCAACUGACGAGGUUCGGCAAGCUGCUGCUGCGACUGCCCUCCCUGAGGACGGUGUCCUCCCAGGUGAUCGAGCAGCUCUUCUUCGUCAGGCUGGUGGGCAAGACCCCGAUCGAGACGCUCAUCCGGGACAUGCUGCUCAGCGGGAGCAGCUUCAACUGGCCGUACAUGUCCUCGAUGUGACACUCCGUCUGGCGGCAGCUAGCUUCCGCAUAAUACCUCGCCGCGGCUCGCGACACGACCGCUGCGGAUCCGUGAGCGGAAGGGACCGGAAGGGACCGGAAGUGGCCGGAAGCAACCGGAAGCGACGAAAGCCGACCGGAAGCGAUCGGAAGCGACCGCCGGAGGAAAGUCGCCGAGGGACCAGGACUCUCGCCUCUCUCUCCACCCGACCGGGGGUGUACCCCCCGUGGCAAGCAGAGGGGAGGGUAAUCGAGUCGUCGCUUAUUCGGAAUCGGCGCGCCGAGUGGUCGGACAAAACCACCCCUACCUAGCACCACCCCCGACGAACAGCUGGGGUGGAGGCGCUCCUUGCAGCGACCGAUGCCGGACGUGCCAUAAAUUAGCAUCGGCAAUCGCGCUUUUCGCGGAUUUCCUCUUGAGGAUCUUCCAGCGGGAAGAUGUCUUCGAGGAGCUCGAAGUUUCCCUCCCUGGGAACUCCCUCUUCUCGCUCCUCCUGGCGCAACGGAGUUCGAAAAUACUGAAACUCCUUCCGCGAAAUCUGGGAAUCUUGCGAAAAGUGUGGAUUUUGCGAAAAGAAGGAAUUCUGCGAAAAGCGGGCUGCCCUGUAAGUUCGUGCCGUUUAAAUAUUCCAAAUUUUAUCGCGUUAAAUUUUUUGAGCGACAAAAAAGCGAACGACGUGUUAUAACAUUGUUAAAUUUUAGUUCUUCGAGGAAAUUGUUUGCAAAUGAAUGGCACGAACUUGCGGGACAGCUCAAAAAUUCACUGCGACCUCCUUCUUACCCAUGGAAGGUGGAAAGUGGAAAAGGGCGAAAGGACAGGGGGAGGGGAAUGCCGGGGCUCGCGGAAGCGACGAGGGGGACAAUGUGAUAUAAGAAAUGACGCGAAAGGGCGAGAAAAGGCGGUUUACUCGAGACGGUGCUCCCUUUUUUUUGCUACCUUAUAUAAAUAUUGUACAUUGCGCGAGAGCUGUAUAGGGUUGCUUAGUGAUACGAAUUUGAUUAUUAUACGAUAGUAAAUGUGGCAAUGUCGAGCUAGUUACUUAGUGGCGCACUUUAGGGGUUAUAUGGGAAUAUUUCUGAUAUUUUUAAGCGGUCGUUCCUCACCGGGAGUUGAGGCGUCGUCCUUUUAAAAGGGGCCGUCCCGGGUGAAUCCGGAGGAUCGUUUCACACCAGGGGUCAUUUGCGCAGGAAAUCGUCGAUUUUAAUGCGCGCAAUCACGAGGAAAUCAUCGAAAUCACCGAAACGUUGGCGCAACUUUAAGGCCGAACGUCGCUUGUUACCGAAUUAUGUUGCUUCUUAUCGUAUCAAGUCAAGGGCAAUCGGAUCUCAAAGAAGAAAAUCGUUAUCACGGAUUUCCUAGCGAAUAGCCCCUCGGGUUAAACCCCUCGAAGCUCCGCCAUCGAAUCAUCCCCUCGAACGGUGACCUUUCGUUCCCGUAGCGCGGUCGGUGCCUUUUUUUGGAUAAUCUUUCCGAAAACCGUGAUUUAGCUCGAGACGACUCCUCGGGGAGACAGAGAGGGAAACAGAGUGAGGGAAAGAGCGGAAGGGGGGCAGGGAAACAAAAGGGAAAAGGGGAGAGAGAGAGAGGCAGUUGCUCACGAAACUCGAAACUGUAUUAUACACCGCCAGCGGAUAUCGUCUAAUGUACGUAGAUCGUAAUGAAAAUAUCUAUACAUAGUUAUGUAUAAAGUACGUGAACAUUUUUGUAUAAAAAACGUGUACAUAAUUAAUAUAUAGAUAUAUAUAUAUAUAAAUAUAAAUAUAUAAAUAAACAGAUGAACCGAGAGGACGCGCGGUUAAAAAUCUCUAUUAUACAUAGGACUUACAGAAGGAUUAUAAAU
This is a messenger RNA of Orussus abietinus, 3592 nucleotides long. It is a transcript of the gene svp, whose product is annotated as nuclear receptor subfamily 2 group F member 1-A. Gene Ontology annotation, biological process: cell differentiation; anatomical structure development; regulation of transcription by RNA polymerase II. Gene Ontology annotation, molecular function: nuclear receptor activity; zinc ion binding; RNA polymerase II cis-regulatory region sequence-specific DNA binding. Lineage: Eukaryota; Metazoa; Arthropoda; Insecta; Hymenoptera; Orussidae. The coding region runs from base 430 to 1752 and encodes 440 amino acids. The transcript is spliced from 4 exons. The record is from RefSeq and is a predicted model, not a curated record.